Molecule: messenger RNA, 921 nt
Organism: Staurois parvus
Lineage: Eukaryota; Metazoa; Chordata; Amphibia; Anura; Ranidae
Source: the annotation of a GenBank genome assembly
AUGCAGUAUCUGUACGCCGUCACCUACGCCGUCAUCCUGAUCCCUGGACUGAUCGGGAACGUCUUGGCUCUCUGGGUGUUCUACGCCUACAUGAAGGAGACCAAGAGAGCCGUCAUCUUUAUGAUCAAUCUGGCCAUCGCCGACCUCCUGCAGGUCCUGUCCCUCCCGCUGCGCAUAUUCUAUUACCUGAACAAGUCGUGGCCGUUCGGCCGAUUCAUGUGCAUGUUCUGCUUCUACCUGAAAUACGUCAACAUGUACGCCAGCAUCGUCUUCCUGGUCUGCAUCAGCGUCAGGCGCUUCCUCUACCUGAUCUACCCCUUCAAGUUCACGGACAGGAAGCGCGCGUCCGACGUGUAUGUGAGCGUCGUCGGUUGGAUCCUCGUCUGCGUCAGCUGCCUCCCGUUUCCCCUCUUGAGAAUCGGAAAUAACUCCACCGACAGCGAUGCCGAAAAUAAGUGCUUCGCCGAUCUGCCGCUGCUGGACAUCGGGACCACCAACUCCAUCUUGGCCGUCACCUUUGCCGAGCUCUUUGGCUUCAUCACGCCGCUGGCCGUAGUUGGCUAUUGCUCCUGGAGGACGGUGAUGUCGCUGAAGGAGCCGCACUCGGCUUCUCAUGACCUUGGAGAGAAGAAGAAGGCCUUGAAGAUGAUCCUGACCUGCGCCUUCGUCUUCCUCCUCUGCUUUGCUCCUUACCACCUCAGCUUUCCCCUCGACUUCCUGGCCAAGGCCAACAAGAUCCAGCGGUGUCGGUACAAGAAGGCCAUCCUGACCUUCCAUCCGGUGGCGCUGUGCCUGGCCAGUAUGAAUUGCUGCUUGGAUCCCGUCAUUUACUACUUCACCACCGAUGAGUUCAAGAGACGACUUUCCCGGCAGGACAUUGUGGACUGUACGGAGCUGGAAAUGUUCAACAACGCUUCAUAA